Molecule: messenger RNA, 2339 nt
Organism: Manis javanica (Malayan pangolin)
Lineage: Eukaryota; Metazoa; Chordata; Mammalia; Pholidota; Manidae
Gene: TMUB2
Product: transmembrane and ubiquitin like domain containing 2
Biological process (GO): ERAD pathway
Molecular function (GO): protein binding
Source: RefSeq, a predicted model, not a curated record
CUCAGUCCCUCGGCCCCGCCCCGAAGUUUGAGGGGUGUGGAUGGUUUGUGACCCCCCUCACCCGACUCUACUGCUAACGGGCUAGGAGAACUGGGCUUAGGCACGGCGGUCGGGACCUGGCAGCCUUUCGGCUCGGGGGGGCCCACGGACCUCUCUCCAGCGCCGCGAGAAUAGGACCGCCCAAACAUCGAGCCUUCGUCUCAAAAAAGACGGGGCGGGGACCCCUCCUCACCGCGCGAUCAGGGUUGCUCACAGGUAGAGAAGAGAGCAAAGGCCUCUGAGGCGGAAGGCUUGGGGUCCGCCCGGCUCUUGCCCACGAAACUUCCCUGUGCCAGUUGUUUUCGCCUCUGUUUGCUGCCGUUUCUUUUUCUGUAAAUUAGGGUUAAUGACAUUAACCUUACCAUCAGGGGUUAGUUGUGGGAGUGAUAAAUAAUUGGUACCAUUUAUUUAUUGAACAAUUUGCAAUGUGCCAGACACUGUGCUAAGUAUUUUGCUUCAAUGAUUUCUCGUCAUCUUCAAAACAACCUUGUGAGCUUGGACCCAGUCAGCAGCCAGGCCAUGGAACUCUCUGAUGUCACUCUCAUUGAGGGUGUGGGUAACGAGGUGACUGUUGUGGCAGGUGUGGUGGUGCUGAUUCUAGCCUUGGUCCUAGCUUGGCUCUCUACCUACGUAGCAGACAGCAGUAGCAACCAGCUCCUGGGCACUAUUGUGUCAGCUGGUGACACAUCCGUCCUCCACCUGGGGCAUGUGGACCGUCUGGUGGCAGGCCAAGGCACCCCAGAGCCAACUGAACUCCCCCAUCCAUCAGAGGGUAAUGAUGAGAAGGCUGAAGAGGCUGGCGAAGGUGGGGGAGACUCCACAGGGGAGCUUGGAGCUGGGGUUGGUGUUGAGCCCAGCCUUGAGCAUCUGCUUGACAUCCAAGGUCUGCCCAAAAGACAAGUGGGCCCAGAGAGCAGCAGUCCAGAGGCACCCCUGCGAUCUGAGGAUAGCACCUGCCUCCCUCCCAGCCACAGCCUCAUCAAUGUGCGGCUCAAAUUCCUCAAUGACACCGAGGAGCUGGCUGUGGCCAGGCCUGAGGAUACUGUGGGUGCCUUGAAGAGUAAAUACUUCCCUGGACAAGAGAGCCAGAUGAAACUGAUCUACCAGGGCCGCCUGCUGCAGGACCCAGCCCGCACCCUGCGUUCCCUGAACAUUACUGACAACUGUGUGAUUCACUGCCACCGCUCACCACCAGGGUCAGCUGUUCCAGGCCCCUCAGCUUCCCUGGCCCCCUCCUCGGCCACUGAGCCACCCAGCCUUGGCGUCAGUGUGGGCAGCCUCAUGGUGCCUGUGUUUGUGGUGCUGUUGGGUGUGGUCUGGUACUUUCGUAUCAAUUACCGCCAUUUCUUCACAGCACCUGCCACUGUUUCCCUGGUGGGGGUCACUGUCUUCUUCAGCUUCCUAGUAUUUGGGAUGUAUGGACGAUAAGAACACUGGGAGAAUAUGAAAGGCAUGGUCUUCCUCCUUUAUGGCCUCCCCCGUUCCUGCCAGAGCUGGGCCCAAGGGCCUGGGAGGGAGGGGUGGAAAGGAUGUGGUGUGUCCUCCAUGGGGCAUUGGAGGCAGGUAUGGGGCCUCCCCUUCACUUCCAUGAGGGUAGGGACAUCCCCUCUGUGUAAGCACAACUCAGGUAGAAACAAAGAUGUCAUCUUCCUUCACUUUUAGGGCUCUGAAGUUCAGCAUCGAGUUGGUGACCCAGCUCAUUGGGGAGCCUGGGCUCUGAGGAUUCCCUCCCAGCUGUGGGCCUAGCUCUUCCCAUUGUCCUGCAUGUUUGCCUCUCAGCACCCAGGGCUGCCUGCUAGGGCAGCUCAUCACGGCCCCAGCCAUACUUCUGUGGGGAGCCUGGAGCAUCUCCAGUUCCUUAGGGGAAUAUCCAUCUCGAGAUUAAAAUCACACAGGCAGGAAUGAAGUUUGUGUCAGCUUUCCCUAUAGGCACCUUGGCACCUCUGCCUUCUCCUUCCUCCACCCCUGUAGCAGGAUAGGGUGUUCUUCACAUUCUGGACAAUUUCCAGUGUUCUUUUUUCAAAGCACUUUGCUUUUUUUUUUAAUAGACCUUUAUAGAGCUCAGUGAGGAAGAGGGUGGGGCACAAGCCAAGCCCCCAGCAUUGGGAGAGGCCAGGCCACAGCUGCUGCUAACCCUAGGCCUAAGGCUGAGCUCUGGCCUUAAGCCAGUGUCCUACCCUGCCCAGCUCCAAGGACUAGCUCUGGGUAUGGAGCACAGGGCCCCAGGCUCUUGCCUCUGGAACUCCUGGAUGGAGGGUUAGUGUCUGUAGCUGAAUAAAGUUACAUUUUGUGGCUGUGGA